Penicillium waksmanii is the source of this 444-nucleotide messenger RNA. Its product is annotated as putative ubiquitin conjugating enzyme (UbcD). The transcript is spliced from 5 exons. Gene Ontology annotation, biological process: protein polyubiquitination; ubiquitin-dependent protein catabolic process. Gene Ontology annotation, molecular function: ubiquitin conjugating enzyme activity. The record is from RefSeq and is a predicted model, not a curated record. NCBI's taxonomy places the organism in Eukaryota, Fungi, Ascomycota, Eurotiomycetes, Eurotiales, Aspergillaceae. The coding region runs from base 1 to 444 and encodes 147 amino acids. Gene Ontology annotation, cellular component: nucleus.
AUGGCUCUCAAGCGCAUUAACAAGGAACUCACUGAUCUGGGCCGGGAUCCCCCGUCUUCUUGCUCCGCUGGUCCUGUCGGAGACGAUCUGUUCCACUGGCAAGCUACGAUCAUGGGUCCUGGUGACUCGCCAUACUCCGGAGGUGUCUUCUUCCUCACGAUUAACUUCCCUACCGACUACCCGUUCAAGCCCCCCAAGGUUCACUUCACCACCCGCAUCUAUCACCCCAACAUCAACUCGAACGGCAGUAUCUGUCUGGACAUCCUGAGGGACCAAUGGAGCCCCGCCCUCACCAUCUCGAAAGUACUGCUUUCGAUCUGCUCCAUGCUCACAGACCCCAACCCGGACGACCCUCUCGUACCCGAGAUCGCCCAUGUCUACAAGACCGACCGCCCGCGGUACGAAGCGACGGCUCGUGAGUGGACUCGCAAGUACGCUAUCUGA